AUCAUCACUCAGUCUGCCUCGAGCCAUCAGCUCGCGACGUUGGAGCUCCCGUUGGAAUUUUUUUUAAACGAUCACAAAUUGGUGGUUUUUUUUAAAUGAAAGAGCGGAUUCUCUGAGCUCUUUUUGGGGGAAACGUCUGGAAGAAAACAGCGGGAGUGACCUGAUCCACGAACCGGGUAUAAAAGAGCACAUUUCCAGGACCAUGGUGGUUCCAUAUGAAGGCCAGUCUUUCUCUGCACUGAGAAAGCGCUGCCAGCAGAAGGGCUGUUUGUUUGAAGAUCCUCUGUUCCCGCCAUCGGACAAGUCUCUGUUCUACGAGGGAAACCGCGUCGGCCAAGUUGUCUGGAAAAGGCCGGGGGAGCUGAGCAGCGACCCUCAUUUGUUUGUGGAUGGCAUCAGCGCGCACGACUUGCACCAAGGCCAGCUGGGGAACUGCUGGUUUGUGGCUGCCUGCUCCAGUCUGGCCUCCAGAGAAGCACUGUGGCAGAAGGUGAUUCCAGACUGGAAGGAGCAGGAGUGGGACAAGGAAAAGCCACAGUCCUAUGCUGGAAUUUUCCACUUCCGCUUCUGGCGGUUUGGCGAGUGGGUGGAUGUGGUGAUCGACGACCUCCUUCCCACAGUGAGCGGACAGCUCUUGUACGGUCACUCCAACGACCACAACGAGUUCUGGAGCGCACUGGUGGAGAAGGCUUACGCCAAGAUGUUUGGAUGCUACGAGGCUCUGGAUGGAGGCAACACCGCCGACGCUCUGGUGGAUUUCACCGGCGGCGUUUCCGAACCGAUAGAUCUAAUACAGAACGGCUACAAAGAGGAUGACGAGAAGCGAGACGAGCUGUUUGAGAGAGUCCUGAAAGUGCACAACAGAGGAGGCCUCAUCAGCUGCUCCAUCCGGGCAACCAGUGCGGCAGACAUGGAGGCCCGGCUGGGCUGUGGCUUGGUGAAGGGCCAUGCAUACGCUGUGACAGAUGUGCGGCGGGUCAGGCUGGGUCACGGCCUGCUGGCCUUCUUCAAGUCGGACAAACUAUCCAUGAUCCGCAUGAGGAAUCCUUGGGGGCAGAAAGAGUGGAAUGGACCCUGGAGUGACAGCUCUGAAGAGUGGAAGAAGGUCAGCAAAAGUGAAAGAGAGAAGAUGGGCGUCACCGUUGAUGACGAUGGAGAGUUCUGGAUGACGUUUGAUGACUUCCUCACUAACUUCACAGACCUCAUCCUCUGUCGUCUCAUCAACACAUCUUACCUGAGUCUCCACAAAACCUGGGAGGAGGUGGUCGUCCGUGGCUCCUGGCGGCGCCAUGACGAACCGCUUCGCAACCGAGCUGGUGGCUGCUCCAACAACAAACACUCCCACUUUCAGAAUCCACAGUACGUGUUCGACGUGACCAAACCUGAGGACGAGGUAAUGGUCUGCUUACAGCAGAAAGACCGCAGAGCCACGCUGAAGGAAGGUCGAGGAGAAAACCUGCCCAUUGGCUUCGACAUACAAAAAGUGGAGUUGAACAGGGUCUAUCGAAUGCACGCGGCCCAGCAGAAAGUUGGAGGCAGCAUCUACAUCAACUCCAGGGCCGUCUUCCUGCGCAUCGACCUUAAAAAGGGGCGGUACGUCAUCGUACCCACCACCUUUGAAGCCGGCCUGGAGGGAGAAUUUCUGCUGCGCAUCUUCACCGACGUUCCCUCAAACUGCAGGGAGCUGACUCUUGAUGAGCCUCGCCGAAGCUGCUGGUCUGGGCUGCGGGGGUAUCCGUCGCUGGUCACUCAGGUCUACGUGCAGCAGGCUAACGGACUGGCAGGACAGGACUCAGACAGAGUGUCAGAUCCGUACGUGAUCAUUCGCUGUGAAGGACAGGAGGUUCGCUCUGAUGUCCACAAAAACACCUGCAGCCCCGUCUUUGACACCAAGGCUUUGUUCUACAGGAAGAAAUCCAAGCAGCCCAUCAGCGUUGAGAUCUACAACCACAACGUGUUCAAGGACUCCUUCCUGGGCAAAGUGACGCUGCCCGCCGAGGAGGGAACGCUCCAGAAGACCUUUCACCUGAAGAACAAGGGCGAUCGCCAAGACAACGACCUCCCCGGUACCGUCACUCUGUCCAUCGAGACCAGCUCGGUGCUGACCAACAUCUGAGCCACCAAAACCUUUACCAAACCAACAUGGCCUCCUUCGUCUCUGGCUGCAAAUAUUCACUCGGAGCUGCAUUUAUUCAGCAGGAACCUGCAGAGGCCAUCAGUGAAAACACAAAAAAUGGUUUACAUAAGCAUUUAAAUAUACCAAUAAAUUCAUAAUCGUCUUAAAUCUACUGUUUACAUUAAAAGUAUUUCUUCACUCGUUUACUUUUUAGCAGCUAAUUUGCAGAUUUACUCGGUGUCUUGUGUCUUUUUAGUUUUAUACGUCAUAUUCCACUUUUUAAGCCUUCUCUUUGGAGAAUACACUCCAUUUACUUGAUGUGUCAAUCCAGCUGAGGCUUGAUCCUCCAGCGUGUAAAACUCCUCCUCCUCCAUGAAAAUGUUAAAAACCAACAGCAAAGCAACACUGACACCUGCACAUCGAAGAUGGAUAUUUGACCUAAAACUUUAACGGCAGCUUUUUUAGAAAAAGCCUUUAGCUCUGGUUUGAUUUAGGAAGAAGCCAUUAAAGAAAAUCUGCUGCUGUGGUUCCUUUCAAGGUAAAUGUACAUGAAGUAAUUUCACAUAAAAAUGCCACAUCCUCCAAUCAUGUCUUAACUUCAAUGUAUGUCAGUUUUUAGUGUUCUUUCUGCUGAACCUCGUUCAGAAAAAUCCCGACUGCGUAGUUCAAUCUGUACCAGCAGAGGGCGCUAUGCUGCAGACAACUCAUUUAGUUCUGUUCUGCCUUGUAGUUCUAAGUCUUGAACACAACAGAUAUUAGCACGAUAGCAUGUUAUAAGAGUAAAUAUUUUGUUUUGAUCGCACACAACGUUUCUGAACUUUUUCACUUUUGUGUUGAGAAUCUGUGUGGGUUCAACUUUCAAACCACUUUCCAGAGUAAGUCGGAGUCUCUCCGAGGUCUCGGCACAACUCAAUUUUUGUUGAGAAUGCUGUAAAUGUCCUUCAGCUCGACUGGAAGGUUCCAACUGAAACGGGCUGAAAGAUCUGCUUAUGUGCCGAUAUGUACGGCUUAUUUUAGCACAAUUAAAACGAUCAAAGAUCUUUA
This is a messenger RNA of Oryzias latipes (Japanese medaka), 3160 nucleotides long. Its product is annotated as calpain-5. Gene Ontology annotation, cellular component: cytoplasm. Lineage: Eukaryota; Metazoa; Chordata; Actinopteri; Beloniformes; Adrianichthyidae. Gene Ontology annotation, molecular function: calcium-dependent cysteine-type endopeptidase activity. The record is from RefSeq and is a predicted model, not a curated record. Gene Ontology annotation, biological process: proteolysis.